This is a messenger RNA of Otolemur garnettii (small-eared galago), 3898 nucleotides long. RefSeq names its product spermatogenesis associated 2 (gene SPATA2). The coding region runs from base 193 to 1752 and encodes 519 amino acids. Gene Ontology annotation, biological process: regulation of necroptotic process; protein K63-linked deubiquitination; protein linear deubiquitination. Gene Ontology annotation, cellular component: cytoplasm. The transcript has 3 exons. The record is from RefSeq and is a predicted model, not a curated record. NCBI's taxonomy places the organism in Eukaryota, Metazoa, Chordata, Mammalia, Primates, Galagidae.
UCUUGUGGUAAAGGGGAGUGCUGGCCAUCAAAGGCAGACAGAAACAACUCCCAGGGGACAGCAGCCAGUGUGGUCUCAUUUUUAAAUUAGUACUCCGUUGGUGCAGGUAACAACAUGUUAGUACUUUUAGCGAUGUCUCCAUCUGUAAACCAGAAGCCAUGGAGGAGAUAAGGUAGCCUCCCCCUUGAUUGGAUGGGGAAGCCCAGUUCAAUGGAUGCAAAAUAUAAGGAUGACUUAUUUCGGAAGUACGUGCAGUUCCAUGAGGGCAAAGUGGAUCCCACCCCCAACAAGCAGCGACCUAGCAGCGAUGAAUACCUGCGGGUGGCAGCCUCAACCCUGCUCAGCCUGCACAAGGUGGAUCCUUUUUAUCGAUUCCGGCUGAUUCAGUUCUACGAGGUGGUGGAGAGCUCCCUGCGCUCACUGCGCUCCUCCAGCCUACAGGCUCUACACUGUGCUUUCAGCACGCUGGAAACUGUGGGCAUCAACCUCUUCCUCUACCCAUGGAAGAAGGAAUUCAGGAGCAUCAAGACCUACACUGGCCCUUUUGUUUAUUAUGUCAAGUCGACAUUACUGGAAGAGGACAUCCGAGCCAUCCUGAAUUACAUGGGCUACGUGCCUGAGUUGGGAACUGCGUACAAGCUCAAAGAGCUGGUGGAGACUGUCCAGGUGAAGAUGGUUUCCUUUGAGCUUUUUUUGGCCAAAGUUGAGUGUGAGCAGAUGCUAGAAAUCCACUCACAAGUGAAGGACAAGGGGUACUCUGAGCUGGACAUCGUGAGCGAGCGCAAGAGCAGCACAGAGGACGUGCGUGGCUGCUCAGACGCACUGCGACGGCGGGCCGAGGGCAGGGAGCACCUGACAACAUCAAUGUCCCGUGUUGCACUCCAGAAGUCAGCUAGUGAGCGGGCAGCCAAGGACUACUACAAGCCCCGCGUGACCAAGCCCUCAAGGUCGGUGGAUGCCUAUGACAGCUACUGGGAGAGCAGAAAGCCUCCCCUGAAGGCCUCGCUAAGCCUUCGGAAGGAGCCCAUGGCGGCAGACAUGGGGGAUGACCUUAAGGAUGAGAUCAUCCGCCCAUCCCCCUCGCUUCUGACCAUGUCUAGCUCCCCCCAUGGCACCUCAGAUGACCUUCCACCUGCCUCACCUAACAAUGGCCUCGGCCUGCUGCGCAGCACGUACUACUCUGCUCAGGAUGACGUGGAUCUGUACACAGACUCGGAACCCAGGGCUAGCUACCGUAGGCAAGAUGCUCUGAGGCCAGAUGUGUGGCUGGUCAGAAACGAUGCCCACCCCCUUUACCACAAGCGCUCACCCCCUGCCAAAGAGUCUGCCCUAUCCAAGUGCCAAAACUGCGGCGUGUUCUGCAGCUCCUCCCUCUGCCAGCGCUGUGAUAGCCUGCUCACCUGUCCUUCAGCCUCCAAGCCCAGUGCUUUCCCCAGCAAGGCCUCUGCCCACGACAGCCUGGCCCAUGGGGCAUCUCUGCGGGAGAAAUACUCAGGCCAGACUCAGGGCCUUGACCGGUUGCCACAUCUCCACCCAAAACCCAAGCCCUCUGCCACAGCCACCUCCCGCUGUGGCUUCUGCAACCGCCUCGGCGCCACCAACACCUGCACCCAGUGUUCAAAAGUUUCCUGCGACACCUGCCUCAGCGCCUACCAUUACGAUCCCUGCUGCAAAAAGAGUGAACACAAGUUCAUGCCCAACAACCAGCUGAACUACAAGUCCACCCAGUUCUCCCAUCUUGUGUACAGAUAGAUUUGACCUUGCAUCUCCCCGCUACAAGGGCUACACCGCUGACCUUUCUGGUUUCCUGGUGAAGUAGUAUUAAUGCAUUGGUCUCAGAAGCAGAGACCUGCACUUAACCGUGGAGGUGGUGGGGAUUGUGGGCCAGCUGCAUCCACGUGAGAGUUCACUUAAUGACUCAAGAUAUUUCAACUGAUAGCUGCUUUGUUGUCUGACAAGGGAGAGGGUCGCACUUCCGUUCAGAUUCGUUUUUGCAAAUCACUCCCUGUUCAGUUGAGUUUUUUCCUUUAAAGAAGAUUGUUAUCUCUGGGAUUCUCACUGCACGUAUUCUUCCCACUGCGAAGCCACCGUGGACUGGGAAGGGGCCUUCAGGUCGAACACCUGUCUGGAGUGGCGAGCUGGAGGCCUGUUGGCUUGUGAAAUGAGCCCUCCUGCCACACUGGGCCUCUCCCAAUGGUUAAUCCCUUGGUCGCCCCCCCCCUUCCCAGCUGGACUCCCCAUGCCCUGACUUUCCUUCCUCUCCAGGUGUCAUAGGUGAACCGAGUCCAGUAUUAGCUGAAUGUCAUCUUAUUGCCACCAUAGCUCACUCAGCCAGUGGUGUUUAUGAACUUGGUUCCAAUACAUAGCAGUGUGAACUUUCCACAGCAGGACUCACUUUUUUCCCUUUCUGUUGUUUGCACAUGUUCCUCUUACUGUACUGUAAAUAGAUAUUUUUGAGAUUUAUUUUUAAAUAAAUAUUCAACUUGCUGUGUGUUUCAAAGUGGUUAAAAAAUUAAUUAUGUAGCUAUUUAUGAAAAUGCCCUGGGUUCUUUAGUCUUCCAAGGGAGGGCCUCAUGCCCUUUCCUGUUAUGUCCUCCACUCCCUACAGCCUGAAGGUAGAGUGGAGAGUUGGGGGCAGGAGAGGAAUAGAGGUGAAGUCCCACCCUUAAGUUGGUGGAAAGCCACUGUCUUCCCUAUGAUAAAUAUCUAGACACCUACCUCCAGUGUGCACUUAGGGUGUUAGAGCAGGUGUUGAGUUCUGGAUGCCUGCAGACUGUGAUACCUAGUGACGAGUCAGGGACAGACCCUUCAGAUCUGUUGCCCUGGCCUUUGGCACUUGCUGAGUGUGAACCUUGUACUCCAAACUUCUUGAGUCUUAUUUCAGAAGGAAAAGCCUUUGGGAUUCCCACCAGCCCUCCAUCUCAGUCCUCUUUUCUUCACCAGUUUCCAGGACUCAUCUGCAGCAACAUUUGCGAUUUUUUUGCACUAAAAUUGGGCAGGAGCUGGCAAGUGCCCAUGAGGCAGAUGGCUCCUCAGAUACUCAGCUAAGCCUAAGCACUUCCAAACUGGAGGCCCAUUCAACUCCUCAUGUGAAUUAGCAACCCCUGGAUUUUUCUUUUGGGGGCACAGAGCAGGAGUGGGGCAAAAUUUUAAAAGUAAAGCCGCUUCCUUGUGAACUAAUAAUAUAUUUUAGCCAUAAAUGUUUGUGACGUACACCACGUUAAGAGAUUUAUGUACAGUGAGUUUUUCCAGGAGAAAGAUACUGGCUCUUGAGCAAGUUUAAAUCUGGCUGAAUUCUGAGGCCACUGUGAAUUUGCUGAUGUUCUUCCAACUCAGUUGAAUGAUUCUAAGGUUUUUCCAAAUCUUCUACAGCUCUUUUUUUUUGAUAUAUCUGGUAGAUCAUAUGUAGGUUUACAAUGUGUAUAUUAAGCUGAAUUUCAACCAACUUUAUUAUUAAGACUAUCUGGGGCAUUCAUCUUUGAUGUUCUUCCUUUUCACAUUUUAGAACCAGCAAUGCCUGGCCCAUUCCUGAGAGCUCUAGUUUUCUAGUUUUCCAUUUCCAGAUUGCUCCAGUAUUACCAAUAACUAACUCUUUUAACAAACCGUGAUGCCACGUAACUUACACAGUGAAUAAAACCAAGAAUGACUAAACUCAUCCUAAGAGGAAAAAGUCCAAUGUACCUAUCAUCACGGAAGUACUGUGUUCAUAGACUGGAAUAGGAAAUACUACAACCAUGCUCUUUGGUGUGUAUCUUACUGUAUGAGGUUGCUGUGAUUGAGAUAGUAAAAUAUAUGCUAAUUUAAAAAUGCAGAUGUUUUGCAUUUGAUUUCUAUGAAGAGUUGAAAUGUUGAGGAGAUGAUUAAAAAUAUUAAUAAUAAAAUGUCUUCCAUUGUUAAA